Melanotaenia boesemani (Boeseman's rainbowfish) is the source of this 3222-nucleotide messenger RNA. It is a transcript of the gene mgat5b, whose product is annotated as alpha-1,6-mannosylglycoprotein 6-beta-N-acetylglucosaminyltransferase B. Gene Ontology annotation, cellular component: Golgi apparatus. Gene Ontology annotation, molecular function: alpha-1,6-mannosylglycoprotein 6-beta-N-acetylglucosaminyltransferase activity. Gene Ontology annotation, biological process: protein N-linked glycosylation. The record is from RefSeq and is a predicted model, not a curated record. Lineage: Eukaryota; Metazoa; Chordata; Actinopteri; Atheriniformes; Melanotaeniidae.
GGCGUCCUGGGCUAUUGCGCGCCGUGCAAUUUAAAUUCCAGGACAUUUAACAACGUACAGAUUCAGUCAUAACUCAUUAGAGGACAAUAGCCGAAUAUUCCCACCUCUUCAGCGUCCAGGGGACGUCUAUCUGCUGUCUGCAGGAGACAGUUGCUCACAGCAAGCCGCGGACAGCAGUUACGCUGGGAAGUUGCGCGUCUGAACGCACUGUCCGUCGAUCCUCUGGACCCAGACUGUAACUUCUUCUGUCUCUAGCUGACACGCAAGAUUAGCGCGAUGUUAAUCAGACCCGGCGCUGUCUUUACGUUUGGAAAAUGACUGCGAGCUUUAGCGAGUUUUCCACGAUGGUGAGGAGAUGCCCUGUCACUUUCAAACCAUUCAGAAUUUUUGUAGUGGGAGUUGGCUUCUUCAGCCUGUGCUUUCUAAUGACUUCUCUUGGGGGCCAAUUCUCGGCCAAGCGACCCAGAGACUCCCCCUUCACCAUGCGAGCUGAAGUACUCGGUGGCCAAGAGUCUCGAGGGGUUCUGAGAAAAAUCAGCGACAUGCUGGAGGUGAUCAUGAAAAGGAUGGAUGCUUUGUCCAAACUGAGCAACACCACUGACACCCACAGGCUGGAUGAGCUCAGCUCGGCCCUGGACAGGAUUCAGCCCAUAGGACUAGUGGAGCGGAUCCAGGCCAUAGCCCAGAACAUGUCUGAAAUGGCUGUGAGAGUGGAGCAGAUCCUGCAGCGCAGCAUGGCCGGCAAUCGAAUUAGGGAUGGAGCCUUUGGGCAGUGUGAGAUUCCCAAGGAUCCUCGUUAUCCGGAUUGCAACAGUAAGAUGGAUUGGAUGCGUGCUCGUUGGACCUCGGACCCGUGUUAUGCCUUUUAUGGAGUUGACGGCUCUGAUUGCUCCUUUCUCAUCUACCUGAGUGAGGUUGAGUGGUUCUGCCCCCCACUGGCCUGGAGGAACCAAACUGCUACGCCCACACUGAAGCCUCUCCCUAAGAAGCAGGCUGUUUUCCAGUCAGACAUUGGGUCUCUGCUGGAGCAGGUGGGCACUGAGAAGGAGUCUCUAAGCUUCAUGAAGAGACGCAUACGCAGGCUGGCAGCACAGUGGGCCUCUGCUGCUCGACGGCUGGAUGACAAGCUCCACAGCCACUGGAGAGAGCAAAAAAGGAUUCUAGUCCAUGUUGGCUUUCUGACAGAGGAGUCUGGGGAUGUUUUCAGUCCCAAGGUGCUGAAGGGGGGUCCUCUGGGUGAGAUGGUACAAUGGGCCGACAUUCUCACAGCUCUUCAUGUGCUUGGACACAAUGUCAAGAUCUCAGUUUCUCUUAAGGAGCUGCAUGGGUUUUUGGGUGUCCCUCCAGGAAGAGGAAGCUGCCCCCUCACCAGUCCUCUUCCCUUUGACCUCAUCUACACCGACUACCACGGCUUACAGCAGAUGAAGCAACACAUGGGUCUUUCAUUGAGGAAGCACAAGUGCCACAUCCGAGUGAUUGACACCUUUGGCACAGAGCCCGCCUACAACCAUGAGGAGUACGCCACUCUUCAUGGUUACAGAACCAACUGGGGCUACUGGAACCUUCAUGGCCAGCAGUACAUGACCAUGUUCCCCCACACUCCAGACAACUCUUUUAUGGGUUUUGUGGCAGAGGAACUGAAUGAGACUGAGAGACUUUAUAUCCAGAGGAACAAGGUUAACAAUAUGGCUGUUGUGUAUGGCAAGGAUGCCAGCAUGUGGAAGCUCCAAGAAAAGGAAAAAUUCCUUGCUGUUCUGCAUCGCUACAUGGAGAUACAUGGGACAGUGUACUACGAAACUCAACGCCCCCCAGAGGUGCCUGCCUUUGUCAAGAACCAUGGCCUGCUGCCUCAGCAGGAGCUGCAGCAGCUCCUCAGAAAGGCCAAGCUCUUCAUUGGAUUUGGCUUCCCGUAUGAAGGCCCUGCCCCUUUGGAGGCCAUAGCCAAUGGCUGUAUAUUUCUGCAGCCCAAGUUUAACCCCCCUCACAGCUCACUCAAUCAUGAGUUCUUCAGAGGGAAGCCCACCUCCAGGAAGGUGUCCUCUCAGCAUCCCUAUGCAGAGCAGUAUAUUGGCAGACCACAUGUCAUCACUAUUGACUUUAAUAACUCAGAGGAGUUUGACACUACCAUCCGGGAGAUCAUGAGGAUCAAUGUGGACCCGUUCCUGCCCUAUGAGUACACAUGUGAGGGAAUGCUUGAAAGAGUCCAUGCUUACAUUCAAAACCAGGACUUUUGUUCCCCUGAAGUUCCAUUUCCUCCAGUCAACUCCUCUCGGCCUUUGCUUGGAAGUCCUUUCAUCCCCCUGCCUAACUCCAGAAUCCUAACCUGGGUCUCCAACAGCAGCUCCAUCUCAGCGUGGCCUCCUCUCACUGCACUGCGGCUCUUGACAUCACUGCGAGGCCAGUCAUGUGUGGAAGCGUGCCAGAGUGAAGGACUAAUCUGCGAGCCUGCUUUGUAUCGUUUCAUCAACAUUAAGGAGGCCUUUAGCGCGCUGAGCUUCGAGUGUGAAGGAGUGGAGUCAGAAAUGAACCACCUCUUCCCUGCCUUCUCAGCGGAGCAUGCUGAAUGUGGCCUGCAGCGGGAUCCACUACUUUUCAGCUGUGCUGGCUCCAGCAUGAAAUACCAACGCCUUUGCCCCUGCAGGGACUAUCGUAAUGGACAGGUGGCACUGUGCAGAGACUGUCUAUGACCACAGGUGGGUCUAGUGGAGGAAUACUGUUUUGCAUCACAUUUUGCAAAGAUCCAAGCUAUCUUGUGGACUCCAUUUGACGAGGAGACUCUGUGGCAAAAAUAAAAAGUGUAAUGCAUAAACAGUGACUGUGCUUUCUUACCUCUCAUCCAAGUGUGGCUGCUAAAGAAAGUCAAGUGUUAAUAACCUCUCAGGGAACUGCAUGAUUGUACUUUGAAUCUGAUGAGUUUGAAGCCUCAGUUCUACAGGCUGACAUGGUGGCAGCAGGAUCACAGUUAUUCUAAAUCAUGAUGAAACAUGUAAAUUGAAGAAUGAGUAAGUACAGAAAUUGCAAACAAUCAAAACAAGUUUUGAUUAAAAAAAAAAAAUGUUGCAAAUGAAUUUCACUUGUGUGUUUACUCUGUGUUGUGUGAAUACUUUCAGUAUCAUAGUAGAGUUUGGGUAUUUGCCCCAGAUGCACCCAAAGCCAUUUACACCAUGUUGAGAUGCACUAUUUUACAUGUCCUGUGAUAAAUAUAUUUGUACAUAAGUGUUA